Molecule: messenger RNA, 435 nt
Organism: Nelumbo nucifera (sacred lotus)
Lineage: Eukaryota; Viridiplantae; Streptophyta; Magnoliopsida; Proteales; Nelumbonaceae
Source: RefSeq, a predicted model, not a curated record
AUGGCUAGAUCAAGAGUGGUGGCUGUUGCAUUCUUGGUUCUGCUCUGCCUUGAGCUUUCGUCUGCUGCUAGGUCCAGAGCUUAUGGGGAAGGAUAUGGAAGUGGUGGUAGGGGUGGUGGUGGUGGCUCUGGAUAUGGAUCAGGAUCUGGUAGUGGUUCUGGCUAUGGAUCCGGAAGUGGAAGCGGCUCAGGCUAUGGAUCAGGAGUAAGUGUUGUAGGCGAUGGAUAUGGAAGCGGUGGUGGCGGCGGUGGGGCUGGAGGUGGUGGACGUGGAUCUGGAAAUGGUGGAGGUUAUGGCAGUGGUUGUUGGAAAAUGGGUGGUCAAGGAGGUAGAGGAGGUGGGGGUAGUGGUUCUGGAAAUGGUUCCAGCUAUGGGAGUGAUUCUGGAUACGGUUCUGGUUAUGGGUCCGGCUAUGGCGGUGGCCAAUACCCUUAA